GUCAUUACGGUAUGGGAUGUCCUCGUUGCUGUUAGCUACGCAAUGAAGGGAAUAUGCGAAUCGAUUCAUACGCAGAUGACCCCUCAGUUCGCUAUUCAUUCGACAGCUGGGUUGGCCCAUUCGUUCUCCUACUCUGUUUUGGACAUUGCGUCGACCCUUCCAAGCUCCCUUCUGCUCCCCACACGUAACCAGACCAUAAUGCGCCCCACCACCCUCUGGAAUAGCACAAUCAAAGUUACGCCAUCCCUCCGACAGACUCAAGGUGUGGGCCUACUGGAAAGUAUUGUCCACCAAGAAGUCAAAUACCACAACAGGGUCCAGGAGCCGGCCAUAUCCAACUGGUCGAACGGUAAUCUCAUCAUAAUUACCAGCCUUCAAAACCCCCUCUUAUCCCCCUCGUAAUUCCCUCCUUUCCCCACAUCAACCCUGACAUCUUUUUCACCGACAUCUAAUCUUUUUCACUCGAGAAGAAUAAUGGCCGUUGUUUCGAAACCCCCCUCUUCACACCUAUCGAGAUCCGAGCACGGGCCCGAUCCCGAUCUUCUUGCGUCCUCUCUCGCCGACUGGCAUCAAGCCAUGGACAGCGGACAUGCACGCACGCAGCCAGUCCCAAUCCCGCGACCCCACGGCCAGCGCAGCAGAGCGUUCCUGGCCGAAGAAGACCCGCCGAACUCUAAGUCCGUCCCCGAUUCGAGCCCGAAAUCUUCUCCGACUAGGAUUUCUUCCUUCCGCCAGCGGUUCGGUCCCAGGAAACGAAAGCGAAGCGCCGACGGCGAAGCCCUCAAGUUGAAGCUCGCCUCAUCCGCUCCCGCCGCCGCCGGGUUUCCCUCCGACACCACCACCGCCACCACCACGGAGCUGCCCCCGGAUUCCGUCAAGGAUGGGUUCAGCAGAGCUCACGUUCAGGAAGCUCGGAUGAACCUGAAUGCCAUCUGUGAAGCCGCGGAGGCGGUAUCCGCGAGAGUAGCCGCUCUCGUUGAUGCGUGUGGGCAGAGAAGGAGACGCCAACUUGUCUCUUGCCCUGUGUCUCGUUAUGAAUACUGGAAGGGGGGGACUCGGUGCCCGAGAUGCCACAUUGAGGAAUUCCGGAAGCCGUUUGAUCUCAAGAAGUGGGCAGCGAAGAAGGGAGUAGCCAAGAUCGAAAUCUCUGCCGCGAGUGACGGAAAGUGUGAUCCAGCGUACGAAAGAGCGAACGACAAAGAGGGAGACAGCAGCACGGGCGAUGAAGAUAGCGAUCCGGAGCCGUUACUGCUGGCAAGGUGGCGCAAGAAGCCCAGCGCCGUCGCCGACUCCGUCUCCCUCUCCGCCAAGGAAGAAUACGAGAUCAUCGCGCAACACCUGCGGGAGUUCCUGCAGGGCGAGGUCAUGACGCGGGUCGAGAUGACGCGCGCCGGCGAGUACGAGCGGACACCCGUCAAGCCCCGACGUCGCCGCCGGGCAAAGCAAGCUGAACACAGCCCCUGGCAGACCGGCUUCUGCGAAGGCCCCAUCCUGUCAGCCAUGGACAUGUGUGCCCCAUGUCCGAAUAUGCUCCGCUCCUGCGAGGACUGUCCGUUCCCCAGGUGCGAGGCGACGGAAUACAGACCGCCCAGACCAACACCGCCCGGAAUCCCGUUCAGCUGCUUUGCUCCCCGCAACCCCCGCAUGUAUAAAAACGGAACGAAUAGCACUCCCUGCGGCAUCUCCUGCCGCCCGUGCGCCGAGACCGAUGUGUACCACGUUACCAGCGCGCACCUCGAGCUGUGCUACACGAUCGAGCGCACCAUCAAGCGCUCCAGCAUCAGCUUGCAGCGGAACAUGCUGAAGCUUUCCGAGCUGUGUGCCCUGGGUGGCACCAUCACCGAAAGCUUCGACGACAUCAAGAAGACGGUGGCGUACUGGCGGGAUCUUGACGAGGUCUUGAAGGACUGGGGCUGGGUGAUCGCUCGACAUCAACCCAAAAAUUGGGCGGAGGCUAGGGAAGCCUGCAGACUCGAGGUCGAGAAGGCGAGGAAUCCGACGGAUGAGAGUGUUCUCGAUGAUUGCGGGGCUUGGUUACUGCUACUGGGUCCGAAGAUGCAGCGGAUGGAUGCGAUAUUGGCGCAAGACGACGAGAUUCAGUUGCAUUGGGAAAUCCACUACCGGAUCCAGCAAAUCUACAGGCAGCAGGAGGUCGAUGUGGAAAAGGAUUGGCAGGAUGAAAAGAAGAGGCAGGGCUGGAAGAGCAUACCGACGAUGAAGCCCAGGAGGAUGUCUGUUAAAGAUGUGUCGACUUGGGCUUGGCGGAUUGUGACUGCAUUUCUGAAGACGAGAGGCGAGCGGGGGUAACAAGCUCAAGCCUGAAGCUGACGAGGAUAUGGCUAUCGAUUCUGACUGAGAGUGAUAUCCAGUGCUCGUCAAUAGUGCUUUCAGGGUUGUAUUGUACGCGGGCUCUCAUCCAUGUAAUGAUAAUGAUAAUCUUUGCUAGUAGUAAGAU
Tricharina praecox is the source of this 2455-nucleotide messenger RNA. RefSeq lists its product as uncharacterized. The record is from RefSeq and is a predicted model, not a curated record. The transcript has a single exon. Lineage: Eukaryota; Fungi; Ascomycota; Pezizomycetes; Pezizales; Pyronemataceae. The coding region runs from base 475 to 2307 and encodes 610 amino acids.